Penicillium taxi is the source of this 708-nucleotide messenger RNA. Its product is annotated as fungal specific transcription factor domain-containing protein. The coding region runs from base 1 to 708 and encodes 235 amino acids. The transcript is spliced from 2 exons. Gene Ontology annotation, biological process: DNA-templated transcription. Gene Ontology annotation, molecular function: DNA binding; zinc ion binding. The record is from RefSeq and is a predicted model, not a curated record. Lineage: Eukaryota; Fungi; Ascomycota; Eurotiomycetes; Eurotiales; Aspergillaceae.
AUGGGCAUUAACCUCCGUAGCGAAAGCAAAAGCGUCUCUUGUGUAUCCAAGGAAACCCAAUAUCGAUUGUGGUGGGCGCUUUUCAUGAUAGAUACUACGCUGUGUGUGAUGACUGGUCGCCCUUCCAGCACUGCUAAUACCUUCUGCACUACCCCUUUUCCAACUCCCUAUAAGGAAGAUGACUUAGAGCAUGAGGAUGUCGCCCAACUCAUCACCGAUAAUUCCCCCAGAAACUAUCUACUGAACUUUUUGCUUUCCCAUGAAAUCACUACGUCUGUCUCUAGUAAUUCCUCUGCCGACUUAGUUUUUUCAACAAUUCCCGGAUCAAGCAAAGGUAGUUCCAACCAACAAGCUCAAGCUACGACUGAAACUCUCUCUCGACUCCCAGCAGAGGUUGACUUCGCAAGGUUUGACAAAGAUGACCAAAAGCUCGCCCGUCAAUGUACCAGUCUCGCCUUCCUCUUCUACACCACUAAACUCGUUAUUUCGCAGCCUUGUCUCCGCCGCCUGGCUAACCCUUUGCCAGGCACCAAAUCUCCAAAAGUAAGUCAGUUAUGUGGCGCCAUGGCAUCUUUAUGCAUUAAAGUUGCCCAUAAAACGCUCGAUCUGCUCCCUAGUGAGCCAGGUGCAGCUCUUCUCUAUGGUCUUUCGCCCUGGUGGUGCAUGCUGCACUAUAUAAUGCAGCCCACUACCGUGCUUCUGACAUAA